CCCAGAAGACAAGAAAGGUCUGCUGUGGCCCAGAGGCCGUCUUCAAGGAGCUCUUUUGCUGGCCGCACUAUGGGAAGCUUGUCAUGGGUGAAAUGCUGUCCAUUAAGGUUUACAACUGCAGCAAGGUUUUCAGUAACAGGCUGCUCGGUACCCUUGUCCUCAGCCUUCAGCACCUGAUGACAUCUGGAAGACUAAUCCUGCGUGAGUCCCUUGUGGACAAGAGCAACAGAGUCACUGAUAUCUACAUUGAGUUGGAUUUGCGCUACCAGCCUCCAAAUAGCUCAGCGGGGAGCUGGGUUGAAGAGGAUUUUGUCUAUCUUAUAAAAGACAGUUCGGAGUUAAUCAUCCACAAUCCUGGAUUUGAGCAGCUGGAGACUGCCCAGUGGCUGAGAGCGAAGGAACUGGACAAGAAGGCUGCUGCACUAGGCAGGAAGCUGGCAAAAGGUCUGGAGACUGAUGAAGAAGAGGAAGAGGAGGAAGAUUUCUAUGAUACAUCUGAGAUUGAGGCCUCGGGCAUAAUCUUCAGCCCUGUGAAGAGCCGCUCCAGACUCUGCUCUGCACGGGACCUCUUUGCCAUCCCAACGCCGCAGAGUUUCCAGGUUGGGAUUAAUGUAAUUGAAGCACAGAAGUUGGUGGGGGUGAACAUCAACCCCUUUGUUGUAGUCAAGGUGGGAGAAGAAAAGAGGCAUACGGCAACACAGAAGUCAACAAACUGCCCCUUCUACAAUGAGUAUUUUUUGUUUAACUUCUAUGAGCCAAGGGACAUUUUAUUGCACAGACUCAUAGAGAUCUCGGUUUUUCACUCAAAGAAGAUACCAUUUCUGGGAACUUGCAUAGGAACGUUCAAGAUGGAUGUUGAGACAGUGUACAGCCAGCCAGAUCACAGGUUUUUCCAGAAGUGGGCAGUUAUCAGUGACCCCAUGGACACCCAGGCAGGCGUGAAAGGCUUUGUGAAGUGCAACAUCUCUGUCUCUGCACGCGGGGAUAUUGUGGGCUCCCUUCCCACCUAUUCCAGGAACCAGGAUGAGGACAUUGAAAGGAAUCUGCUGCUGCCUAAGAGAGUCCCUGCAGAGAGACCUUGGGCCAGGGUCUGCAUCAAACUCUAUCGUGCUGAGGGCCUGCCCAGCAUGAGAGCAGGCAUCAUGAGUGGUAUCUCCAAGAUCAUAGGGGAGAGAAAAGUCUUUAUUGACCCAUAUGUGCAGGUCUCAUUCUGUGGGCAGCAGGGGGAAACGUCAGUAGACACCAGCACCACUGAGCCCAAGUGGAACGAGCAGAUCAGUUUCCUUGAGAUGUUCCCACCUCUGUCCAGGAAGAUAAAAGUCCAGGUGCUGGAUGAUGCCAAUGUUGGUGAUGUGGCCAUUGCUACACACUACAUUGACCUGCAGGAGAUCUCAGACCCUGACAGGAAUGGCUUUAACCCCACAUUUGGCCCAGCCUGGGUGAACCUGUAUGGCUCCCCCCAGAACUCAACUCUGCGGGAUGUCCACAAAGACCUCAAUGAAGGCAUGGGUGAGGGCAUCUUCUACCGUGGACGCAUCCUCAUGGCCAUCACAGUGGAGAUCUUCAGCAGCCCCAGUGCAGCAGAGAGGAAGCUUGGGUACCGGAUGAGAGGUGCCCUGAGAAAAGUGAAGCUGAAGAAGAAAAGUAAAAAAUCCAAGGAGAAAACUAAAGAACUGAGCCAGCUGCAGGGAGAGGGGGAGGCUGGGAGCUCUCAGGAGGCUGAGCAGCCCAGGGAGGUCACUGUGGAAGUCGAAGAGCUUCAUCCACUCCCUGAGAAUGCGUUGGGGAGAAAGGAUGAAUUUCUUCUCUUUGCUGCCUUCUUUGAAGCCACUAUGAUGGACUCCUCUCUCAGCUCGAAACCUGUCAACUUUGAAGUCUCUAUAGGAAACUAUGGCAAAUGUGAAGAGGUUGUGACCAAAGGAUGGCAAAAAGUGGAAAAGGGAGAAGUGAAAGAGGAAAGCCAGCCUUUACUGGAUGCUGGUUCAGAUGGUGAGCUGGAUGCUGAAAUGCUGACUCCACCUUUAGCAGCAAUGAACAAAUCAGUUACAAAGAGUCAGAGACCAGAGCCCAUGGAAUAUGACAAGUCAUACAGCUGCCUGCCCAUGACACAUGAAAAGCCCUGCGUGUAUGUAUGGAGCUACUGGGAGGAUCACACCUGGAGACUCUGCAUUUCAAACCGGAUUGUCAAACUGGCAGAGCGUCUGGAGCAGGGGUUGGAUGAUGUGGAGAAGCUCUUGAGAAGACCAAAAGCUAAAGCAGAAGAGCGGCUCAGAGAAGUGCUGGAGGAAUUUGUAGGUGGAUGCAGGCAAUAUUCACUCAGCGCAGAGAGAAAAACAAUGGCUCAUCCAAAUAACCUGGACAGAUGUCGGACAAAAUACCUGAUGCGCAACAUUGUCCUGUAUGCAAAGCAGGGGCUCCGUGUGAGGCGGCACCUGACCCGAGAUAAUGUCAAGGAGAAGAUUAAGGAGACAAGGAGGAUCCUGGCAAAGAUACGUUCCAUGGCUAAAGAGCCCCAGUGCACUCUCCCUGAUGUACUCAUCUGGAUGCUCAGCAACAACAGGCGUGUGGCAUAUGCCAGAAUUCCUGCACAAAACAUCCUCUACUCAGUAGUUGAAGAGGAGAAAGGCAAAGACUGUGCAAAGAUCCAGACGGUCUUUAUGAAGGUUCCUGGCUUACACACUGGUGAGAUCUUUGCCAAACUGGAAAUCUACAUGUGGCUUGGGGUAACCAAAUAUGUGAAAAACUGUUUGGCAGAGUUGCCUGAGGAGUUCCUUUCCGAGAGUGAGCAGGAGACAGCCCAGCUCUCAGCAUAUAGCCCUCCCGGCCGGCUCAGCAGGGAUGACUUCAGCUAUUUCCAGCUCCGAGCCCAUCUGUAUCAGGCUCGAGGGAUCCUACCUGCAGAUGAUAAUGGCCUUUCAGAUCCAUUUGCAAGAGUGGUGUUUUCAACUCAUUGCCAGACCACCAGGAUGCUGGAGGAGACACUGAGCCCUAUGUGGAAUGAGCUACUUUUGUUUGACCAGCUCAUUAUUGAUGGGAAGAAAGAAGAGUUGAAAACAGAGACCCCCAUCAUUAUAAUCAACCUUUUCAGCCACAAUAAAUUUGGCUCCCCUGAGUUCCUUGGGCAGGCCUUUGCUGUCCCACAGGUGAAGCUGGUUGAUGAGCCAUACACCAAACCCUCCCUGCAGUUCUUUGACUUCUACAGAGGCAGCAAAGCAGCGGGAGAGCUCAUUGCCACUUUUGAGCUGAUCGAACUCGAUUACAGUGGCUAUUUGGAGCCAUCAGUGCCUGAGGAUGUGGAGCCCAAGGAGCCAGACUACCUGGAAGACCCUCGUGCGGGACGGUUCAUCAUCCCUGAGGGCAUCCGCCCAGUACUGAAGGAGUUUCGCAUAGAGAUCCUGUUCUGGGGCCUGAGGGACCUGAAGAGAGUGAACUUGUUUGAGGUGGAUGAGCCUCAGGUGAUCAUUGAAUGUGCUGGCAAGAAGGUGGAGUCAGAGGUUAUUGCAUCCUACAAAGAGAACCCCAACUUCACUGAGCUGGUCAAAUACAUGGAUGUGGAGCUCCCAGAGCAGGUGUACCUGCACCCUCCCCUCAGCAUCUUUGUGGUGGAAAAGCGUGCGUUUGGGCGCACUGUGCUUGUGGGUAGCCAUGUCGUGUCCGAUGUGAUGAAAUUCUCUCCCAGAGAGUUGGAGGAGGAACCAGAGGAUGUGCCCAAGGCUUGCAAUGUCUCAUCUCACCGUCUUCCAUCUCAGACUGUGGUAAACACUGGACUGACAGCUGGUGACCCGGGUUCCAGCACUCACCCCCUUAGUUUUGUGAAGGCUCCUUCGAAGAAAAUUCCUAUCAAUAAGCUUGUAAAGAAGGAAGAUGAAUAUGAAGAGGAAAAACCAGAACUGGAAGAACUGGAUUGGUGGUCCAAGUACUAUGCGUCCCUGAAAGAACUGUAUAACCAGGCAUGCAGUGAUGAGGAAGAUGCUGAGAAUGAUGACCUGAAUGAUGCAGAUGGAGGGAAUUUAAAUGCAUCUUUCAUUGACAUGGAAGCAGAGGAUGAGGCAGUGAUUGAAACUGAACCUGCUCAACUGAAGAGGAAGCUCAUUGCCACCCUUCAGAUCUACAACUCUGAGCUGGAACAUGAGUUUGGUAAUUUUGAAGACUGGUUGUGUAUUUUCCCCCUUCAUCGUGGCAAAGCAAAUGAAGAUGAAGAUGGAAAUGAGGAUGAACACUAUGUGGGGAAGUACAAGGGCUCCUUCUAUGUCUACCCCAGUGAGGAAACUGUUACAGAGCCCAAGGUCUCCCAGGGAAUUCCAAGGAAUAGACCCAUCAAGGUUCUUGUAAGAGUUUACAUUGUUAAGGCCACAAAUCUCUCUCCAGCAGACCCCAAUGGCAAAGCAGACCCCUAUGUGGUGGUGACUGUGGGGAAGCAGCAGAAGGACACUAAGGAGCGAUACAUUCCAAAGCAGCUCAAUCCUGUGUUUGGAGAGUAUGCAAGAAGGUUUCAUCUAGUGGGUUUAAUAAGAACAGUGCAAAUCUGGGGCUUGAAAUGUGGUUCAGCAUGUAAGGUCUUCUGUUCCUUUCUGAUGGAGAAUCUUGUGCUUUUACACAAAGCCCUUGGGCACGUCUCUUUGCCUCCAGCUAACUCAGGAGCCAUCAUGCUUUGGGUUAGGAGAGUUGUGGAGCUGACAGUCUCCUUUCCCAUGGAAUCAGAACUCACUGUGGCAAUAUUUGAUCAUGAUUUGGUUGGAUCUGAUGAUCUGAUUGGGGAGACCAAGAUUGACUUGGAGAAUCGAUUCUACAGCAAGCACAGGGCCAACUGUGGAGUGGCUACACAGUAUGACUUAAAUGGCUACAACAUGUGGCGAGAUGCUUUUAAACCCACACAAAUCUUGGAUAGUUUAUGCAAGAAAAACUCAAUCCCUGCUGCAGAGUACAGAUGGGAGGAGAUCAAAGUGGACAAUAAAAUAUUCAAGGUCCCUCCAGAGGCUUUUCCUGAAGAGGCUUCUGUGAGGAACAAGAGAGGAGUGGCAGAUGAGAACUUGUCGCUGGAUGUUGAACAUAAGGCUCUGUACGUCCUGCAGCACUGGGAAGAGAUGCCAGGAUAUGGGUACAAGCUAGUACCAGAGCAUGUGGAAAUCCGGUCUUUGUACAACCCGGAGAACCCCGGGCUUGUGCAGGGCUCCUUGCACAUGUGGAUCGACAUGUUUCCAAAUGAUGUCCCUGCACCACCGCCCGUCAACAUCAAACCACGACUGCCUGUCAGCUAUGAGCUCCGUGUGAUUAUCUGGAACACGGAUAAUGUGAUCCUUGAUGAUGUCAACCCAGUAACAGGAGAGCUUUCCAGCGACAUCUACGUGAAAAGCUGGAUAAAAGGUCUUGACCAUGACAAGCAGGAGACAGAUGUUCACUUUAACUCCUUGACUGGGGAAGGCAAUUUCAACUGGAGGUUCAUCUUCCGCUUCAAUUAUCUCCCAACUGAGAAGGAGAUCACCUACAAGAAAAAGGACUCUGUCUUCUCCAUGGAGGAAUCAGAGUUUCGGGAACCGGCUGUUCUGGUCCUCCAGGUCUGGGAUUAUGACAGGAUUUCAGCUAACGACUUUCUAGGCUCCAUCGAGUUGAAGCUGCAUGACAUGGUGUGGGCAGCCAAGAGCUCUGAGCAUUGCACCAUCAAAAUGGCCAAGGAGAAUGCAACACCUCGAUUCUCCAUUUUCCGAUAUAAGCGCAUGAGGGGCUGGUGGCCCUUCAUCAAACUCAGAGAUCAAGAAGAUGACGAGAGACAGGAAAGAGAGUACAAGAAGAAGAAGAAAACGAAGUGGAGCAGCUCAGUCAGACCAGAGGACAUGGAAUUCACAGACCCCAGUGGGAACAAGUAUUUCUUGACGGGUAAGGUGGAAGCAGAGUUCCAGCUGCUGACUGUGGAGGAGGCUGACAAAAGUCCUGUUGGCUUGGGCCGAAAAGGGCCUGAACCCCUGGAGAAGCCCAAUCGGCCCAAAACAACUUUCAACUGGUUUGUGAAUCCCAUGAAGACCUUUGCGUUUUUUAUCUGGAAGCGGUACAAGAGAUACAUAAUUGUGCUGUUUGUUGUCACUGUUCUGACAAUCUUCCUGGUUCUUUUGGUCUACACCAUGCCUGGAUACAUCAGCGAGAAGAUCAUUAAUGGAUAAAUGCUCUUCAGCAGAGAACUAUUCAAGGAUGGGUGAUUGUGGCAGGAGUCAAGAUCAGAAAGCUUGAUGAAAACCUGCAGGUGCAGAGACAGCCUAGAGAGACAGAGACCUGCAGAAGUGAGCUUUGUUUUCCUUGUGAAUAAAAACUCCUUAGCUACUCUCUCCGAUGCUUGCGUUUUUUAGCUGCUUUCUGGAGCUGGGGGACAACCUAUUUAUUUGUGUGGUACAGGCUGAUCCUGGUUCAGCAGUCCUCACUACUGCCCCUUUGCCCUUCUUCCUGAGUAGUACAGCAGCAAGGACUACACUGGGACAACAUGGGUUCACGAGUGUGCAUCUGUGUUUGGUGUUGGGCUGACGUAAACUAAAUGAGAAAAUAAAUUCAUAAAUUGUUCUUGGCAUGGUUUGUGGUGCAUCAGGUUUCCUGUUAUCUGCACAGACAAGCCCUGACAUGAUCUGAUCCCAGUGGAGGUAUUUCAACCAGGGUUUUGAGAGGACAGAUUCCUUCUGAGUAGUGCAGGUGAUGCUUAGUGGGACCGCAACUUUUCCAAAGAAUUUAUCUGACUAUGCAGUUUUAUAGCAAAGGUGCUUGCAUCAUGGCCAUUUGAAUGGGGCAAGAACAGAGUAUGUUUUGUGGAGAAAACUGUCUGGGCAGAGCCAGGCAGGUAGAUGUGAAGCAGGUGAGGACUCUGGCUGGACAUGAACCCAGAAGUCAAUGUGUGGCAGACAUGAUGUUCCCCCAGUGAGUCUAGAGUUCAGCCAUGGAGUGGGGACCCCAGAAUAGCAAAGAGGGAGGCCUCUCUCCCUCUAGGGGACCUUUGGCCUGCAAGGUGGGGGUGAAACAGGCUGCAAAGGGCUCAGGUCAUGCAACACCUGCUUGGGGCUACAGCAAAGCCCUGGGCUGUGACAGUGCUGCAUCGCUCCCUGUUUUUCUGCAGGGCCUAUUUAUUUAGUGGGAUGUUGCCUUCAUAAAUAAUGCCUGGUCCUCUCUGGUAGUGCCCAGCGAGCCCCAGCAGCGAUUGUUCCAUGCAAACAAACUCAGUGCGCUCCAGCACAUCCAGUGCACACCUCCAGAGAGCCCUCUUGGCUCUUUCAGCCAUGCUCAACCACAUUUCCCACCACACCACCUGUUGAAACGCUGGCAUUGGUGUCCUUCUCAUAGCAGAGAAACCGAGUGGAUUUUGGUGUCUUUUUUCUUGUUGGUUCUGCUUUCCCCGAGGUCUGGGCCGGCGCAGUGGCUCCCGCGGCUCCCGCAGCUCCUGGCCGACGGUCUCCUGUCGAUUGUCGGAUCUCGGACCAAAACGAAGGAGAACAGUUCAGGAUAAAAUACCGAAAAGCCGCUGGAGGAUUCCUGCCGCAGUCUCGCCAGGCCAGGGAAAGGGGGAAAAGGAAACUUGUUGCUUAAGCUAACAAAAAACUCAAGCUACCUAAACAACAAAGUACCACCUAAUCUGCCU
Molecule: messenger RNA, 7609 nt
Organism: Melozone crissalis (California towhee)
Lineage: Eukaryota; Metazoa; Chordata; Aves; Passeriformes; Passerellidae
Product: fer-1-like protein 4
Exons: 44
Coding region: 84-6155 (2023 amino acids)
Biological process (GO): plasma membrane organization
Cellular component (GO): membrane
Source: RefSeq, a predicted model, not a curated record